UAAGAUUAAAAUCUAAGAUAAGAUAAAAGCAACGUUUAUCAUUUCUCUUAGUAGACAAAUUACAUUAAAAAACUAUAAAACCAAUUUUUAUUAUUCUAUAAGUGCAAUUUGAUGACAAUUUAUUAUGUGGAAAUUUUAGUAAAUUCAUUCCACAAUGCAAUUACAAUACAUAAAUGAAGAUAACCUUAAAAGAUUUUAAGAAAAAUAAUUUACUUCUUAAUUAAUGGCAUGUACAUAUAUUGUUAGUAUUAAAAUAUUGCAAAAUGAUGAGAAAACAAAGAUUCUUUUUAAAUUUAACAAAAAAUAAGAAGAUUACUGUCUUUUUUGAGAAAUGUUUCUCAGAUGCUACUGCACCUAAUAACAAUGAGAAAACAACACAUUUCGGAUAUAAAACCGUCAAAGAAGAUGAUAAAGUAAAAGAAGUAUAUACAGUUUUUGAGAAAGUAGCGAACUCUUAUGAUAAAAUGAAUGAUGCUAUGAGUUUCGGAAUUCAUCGUAUUUGGAAAGAUAUAUUCAUUCAAAGGCUUGGACCAACUCAUGGUAGCAAAUUAUUAGACUCAGCCGGUGGCACAGGUGAUAUUACAUUUCGAUAUUUAAAUUAUUUAAAGAAUAUUCCUAAUCACCAAGGUGUAAAGAGUUCUGUGACAGUUUGUGAUAUAAAUGAGAAUAUGUUAGAAGUUGGUAAAGUAAGAGCAAAAAAAUUAGGAUGGGUAGAUCAAAAUGAUUUUGAUAUUGAAUGGAUGCAAUGUGAUGCAGAAAAACUUCCCUUUGAAGAUGAUUCAUAUGAUGCUUAUACAAUAGCUUUUGGAAUAAGAAAUGUAACACAUAUUGAAAAGGUACUUUCUGAAGCAUAUAGGGUACUUACACCAGGUGGUUGUUUCAUGUGUUUAGAAUUCAGUCAUGUAGAUAAUAAUAUUCUGAAAUGGUUCUAUGAUCAAUAUUCAUUUCAAAUAAUACCUGUGUUGGGUACACUCAUAGCAGGAGAAUGGCAACCCUAUCAAUAUCUUGUUGAGAGUAUUAGAAAAUUCCCAAAACAAGAAGAAUUUAAACAACUGAUUGAAGCAGCAGGUUUCAGAAAUGUAACACAUGAAAAUUUAACUUGUGGAGUAGUAGCUAUUCAUUCAGGUUUUAAAUUGUAAUAAAUAGUGUUAUUUAAUUGUAUUAAAUAAUAAAUUUCUUAUAUUCUUUAUUGUAUCAAAAAAUUUAGUAUAGAUAAAAUAAAUUAUUAUAUUGUUACAUUUAUUA
Messenger RNA from Frieseomelitta varia, 1245 nucleotides. It is a transcript of the gene Coq5, whose product is annotated as 2-methoxy-6-polyprenyl-1,4-benzoquinol methylase, mitochondrial. The record is from RefSeq and is a predicted model, not a curated record. The transcript has 5 exons. NCBI's taxonomy places the organism in Eukaryota, Metazoa, Arthropoda, Insecta, Hymenoptera, Apidae. Gene Ontology annotation, biological process: ubiquinone biosynthetic process. The coding region runs from base 264 to 1139 and encodes 291 amino acids. Gene Ontology annotation, molecular function: methyltransferase activity.